AGUCAACAGGACCUGUCAGGCCUGUCCCUGUCCUUUUACAUGGAACAAUUUUGCGUUGGCGUGUCUGGACAUUGGCUCCGGCAUGGUCGAGUGUCUGUGUGAGCGAGGUUACAGUGGAGCCAGGUGUGACAGAUGCUCCUUUGGUUACUAUGGCAACCCAAAGAUGCCUGGUGGCAGCUGCAAGCCAUGCAACUGUGAAGACGACAGCUUUUAUUUCUGUGAUCGUCUGACUGGAGAAUGCCUCAAAAGUGGUGAGGGCAGCUCUGGGGAUCACUGCCAUGAUUGUGACCGCUGCUCUCUGGAUUUACACCUUGACUUGGAAAUCAUGGACGAUGUUUUUGCAGAGCUGAAACAUCAACUACAGAAGUUCUCCAACAGUCCUGCAUCACUAUCCAGACUGAAACACAUGGAGGUAAACAUCACUGAGACUGAGACUCUUGUUCGGAUGUUCAGUCGUGUGCUGAGACGCCUGGACAUGAAGGCUGAACAACUGGAGAAAGAUGUAGAAAUUAUUGGAGGCGACCUCAGCAGGCUGAUCGACAAGAAAUAUAAGAGCACAGUACACGUGGACAAAGUCUCUCAAAAUGUGAAUGAAAUGACGCUAAAGUCUGAGGAUUUCCUGUCUGAGGCUGCAGCACACCUCGCAGCCACACAAGGUCUGAUAAAUCAUCAGCUGACUGAAGUGAAACCUGCAGGCGUUCUCUCUGAAGCAGAAAGAGCGGCAAUGAUGGCGAAGACUGAGUGGAGGGAUCAGGAUAUGAGAGAGAGAAGCUGCAGGGCUCAGAGAGUCAGAGUGGAGAGAGAGAGGACAAAGGCGCACGCAUUGUUGGAGCUGAUCAGAGGUCACAUGACUCCUGUUGAUGAGACUUCAGACUCUUUGAUGGUCUCUCUGAGGGAGAUCAUGGAGCUGCUGUCAAACGCUGAGGACGCAGUGAACAAGUCAAGAACUCUUAAUAUGAAGAGUCAUUCGCUCCUACAAGCUCUAAAGCAUCUUCAAGAUCAGCUGGAAAGACGUGAGAAUACGCUCCAUCCUGUGACUGACACGACUAAAGAUCUGCUGAAGAACGUCUCCAACAGCUUUUUACUGCUCGAGGAAAUUAAACAGGAAUUUGAGACUCAUGCGGCUCAGAUCGAUGGGGCCAAAGUGGAACUCUUUAAGAUGUUGAAUAAAAUCCUCCAGAUGUCAGGGAAGGUGGUGGAUUUGGUGAUGAAGGCUGAGGAGCAUGCAGAGGAGCUCCACAAGGAGGCGUCAGAGAUUCACCAGAUGCUGCUUGAUGCUCCCAACAGCACUGAUCUGCUCAGUAUCCUGCCUGAAGGAGCCCAUAACGCCAUCAUGAAUGUGGUAGAAAAGGCAGAAAUGGCAGCAAAUAAAUCCAGAGAGGCUGCUGAUGGAGCUUUACAGAAUGUCAGAGAUGGAGGUUUGAUCGGCAGGGCGUCAGCUCUCAAAGAUAACUCAUCUCAUCUACACAGAGAGGCCAAAAAGACUCAGAGUGAGCUCAACAUGAGAAGCUUCCAGGAUGAUGUGAAAAAGAAAAAGGAGAAAGGAGAAUCACUGAGGAUGGACAUGUGGACCAUCAGAGAAGAUCUGAAAACAAUCAGACCAGAUGACACAGAUGAUCUAAUAAAUUCAGCAACAUCAGCCGCUGCUGCAUCAAACUCCAGCGUCAGUGAGGUGACAGACAGACUGAAGAGAAUCAGCCAGGAUGUGGACAGAACCUCGUCAAACAGGAGUGAGAGUGCAGACGAUGUCCUGACGGAUGCAGACCAAACCUUGAAAAAACUGAAUUCAGUGCUCCCUGCAUUAAUGGAUAAACUCAAACAAGUGGACGCUCUCAGUGAGGCGGCGCCUCCUAGUGGCAACAUGACAGAAAGCAUCAGGAGAAUCAAGGAGCUGAUAGAGGAGGCCAGGACCUUUGUGAAGAGGCUCUCAGCCGCCACCAACUUCAGCGGGAAGAGUCACGUUGAACUUCAUCCUCCCAGAAACUUGGAUGACAUUAGGGCGUUCACAGCUGUUGAUCUGCUUCUUAAUCUCCAUCUAAGCAAUUCCACCGAGGUCGACAAGAGGCGAAGACGGCGGCAAGACAAGGACACGGAUCAGAGCUUCUUUGUUCUCUAUCUUGGCUGCAAGAACGGUACUGGAGAUUUUGUUGGGAUGGCUGUCAGAGACAAAGUGUUGGUUUGUGUCUAUAAAUUAGCUGGAGUUGUGCAUGAGAUUAAAACAAGCCAGAUAACACAGACAGCCAAGGGGAGGGUAGACUUCGACCGUGUCGUCUUCCACAGAGCUUACCAAGAUGCAGAAGUAAACAUUACAAAGCACAUUCACACACAGAAACCCACCAUCGCCUCUCCUAAACGUCACCGUCCAGACACGAUGAGUGGAGUCCUGGAGCUGGAUCAGAACAGCGUGGUUUUCUACGUUGGCGGCUAUCCUCAGAACUUCAUGCCUCCAAAGGAGCUUCAUUACCCACAUUUCAGAGGAAUGAUGAAACUCUCCUACAUCAAUGACUUUUCAGUUUCUCUGUUUAACUACAAGCACGCCAUUAAUCUGGAGGCAAAGCAGCCCGCUGUGAAGAUUCCCCAGUCAGACACAGUGGAUUACUAUGAGGGCACUGGGUACCGCCUGGUGUUCCUAAAGGAUCCAGGCAAAGUGAAGACACGACUCUUCAGGUUCCACAUGAAGAGCAGAGAGACAAACGGCCUCAUUUUUUACAUCGGAAAUCAAGAGUCUUUUUUCUGUCUUUUUGUGGAGAGAGGUUUCCUGGUGCUUCAAGGGCAUCAAGCAGGCCGACAGAUCCGAAUCCAAAGUCAUGAAAAAGUGUUGCUAUUUGAUAAAUCCUUUGCCAUCAUUAUUGGAGAAAAGUUCAUCGUGCACUGUGGACCGAAGCAGAUCUCCACGGACCACAUUCAGACAAACUACAGGAGUUUUUACAUCGGGGGUUUACCGGAUCAGCUCAGGCAGAGGAACAACAUCACUGCCGCCCCGCUGAGAGGAUGUGUGGAUCACGUCAAAGUGGACUCUCAGAUCGUUGACUACGACCGGACUAUUGGUGUCGGUGAUGGAUGUCCUGCUGAACUUCUGGGUGUUCGUGCAGCUACUCUGUAUUCCCCUCUAUCUAUUGACUCUCUGUUUGACCGGGACGAGCAGCUGCUCACCAUUUCUGCAGGCUUCAGGACGACACACAAAAACAGUUCUUUGCUCAGGAGCAGCUCCCAGGGCUCUACGUUCACUCAUGAGCUGCAGCUUUCCCUAGAUGAUGGCUUUUUAGUAUUUAGCAGUGACGGUAGCAUGCUGAGGUCAGAGAAGAGGUACAGUGAUGGAGAGUGGCACUACUUCUCAGCAGUGAGGAGGACAACAGGGUUGGAGCUCAUCAUCGAUAACAAGAAAGAGAUUCAAAGACAAUCAGCUCCAAAGAGUGAAGAAAACCAAACUCUGCAAAGAGGAGAGUUCAAAGGCUGCAUCUCUAAUCUUUACACAAGGAGGCCUGAGUGGGGUUGUAUUCCUGCUGAUCUGAGCUCGUUCCCUCUCUCUGAAGACGCCGUCUUAGGCCGAUGUGAUCUUCAUCCUCCAGACUUACUUCCUUUACCGGAGCACAGGCCAAAAAGGCCGCAGGAACACAGACCUAUUCAGGCUCCUGCAGGCCGUCGGUGCAGACCUCUGUCUCCACAGCUGGCUGAGUAUCAGCUCCUUCAGGACAACAGCUGGGUCAGCUACAACCUGCCACAAGAAGACCUCAAUUACAGGCCUCACUUCUCUCUUCACAUUAAGACCAGAUCAUCCAAAGGUCUGAUCCUCCACGUGGCAGGGAGAGGAGUCAUCCCUCUGCUGGCUCUGUACGUUGCAAAUGGAAAGAUUAAGAUGUCCCUUGGAUAUGACCGGAUUAUCCACCACAAGCAGAAGAGCAACGAUGGAGACUGGCACCAAGUGGAGUUCAGUGUGGAGAGGAGCUCUUUCCACCUCCUGGUUGAUGGCAUCCGUGUGACUGAUGGGCAUCUUUCCAACAAUGAGGGAUCAUCCUUAGACCUGAUGAACCCGGUUUCUCUGGGAGGAGAUCCAGAGGGAAGAACCACAAAGGGUCACAGCAUUCCCAUGAACAGCGUCAUCGGCUGCGUUCGGGAUUUUAAAAUGAACGAGGUAGUCGUUGAGGAGCCCGAGGGGAGACAUAUAAUUUUACCAUGCUCUGACGGGCUCACAGAGAUGGGGGCGUACUUCGGUGGAGGGCACAUUGUCAAAGAUCAGUUCCUCUCUCUCAGCUCUCAGUUUGUCCUGAGCUUUGAGCUGCGGCCUGAACGCCUCACAGGUCUCCUCUUCUAUGCCCUGAGUCACAAGUCCAGCUUUGGCGUGUUCCUCAUGGAGGAGAAGGUUGUUUUUGGGGUAAAAGACGGCGUUAACGCUGUGAGCCUGUCUGUGAUUCCUCCUGAAAACCUCUGUGACAAUAACUUUCACCUGAUUACAGUUUCCAGACAAAAGGAAGAGAUGAAACUGGAGGUUGACUCAAAGUCUGAGCGGACAAAAGUUCCCUUUAUGUCCACCUGGAGCUCAAAAACACCUGGAACUCUUUAUAUUGGAGGAACGACCGACGAACAUGAGCUCUCCGUGCCGUCACCGUUUGUUGGCUGUUUGAGAAACGUUAAGCUGAACGGACUUCCUGUUUCACUAGAGAAAGGGUCCAGUAUGGUUCAUCCAGUUAAUGUAAAAGGAUGCCCGCCACAAUAAAGGAAUGUCAAAGAUGGACAGUCUUUUUCUGGUUUACCAGCUGGCUCCACUGACAGAGAAGAAACCUGGAUAGUCUGUCCAGAUCAUGUGUUGUGUUUUGCUUCUCAGCAGAGUUGUCGUCGUAUGUUUCUGUGCCCUGAUUGGCCAGUGAUGAACGUGACAGAGGAUUCAUCCAAUAACCCUCUGGGUUAUUUUUUGUUUUUGGAUUGCUGCCUUAAUGAAUGUGACUUAUAUCCCAUCAUGCCAUGGAGAUGUGACACAGUCCACCUGGAGUCUGUUCAGAGCCUGCUAAUCUGCUCCUGACCAGGAGAGGGCGUAUUUUACCUUAUGUUUCAGAUGUGACUUCAUCUAUGGUUGAUCAAGGACAGAUGAAUCACCUUUUCUGUUGUUUUUAAGAGGCUGUAGUUUUCUGUGGGCUUGAAAAUCCUGAAAAUAUGAUGAAAGAAACACUGAAUGAGAAUGCUUCAGACUGUGGUCUGAUUUUUAAAGAUUACUGUUCAAUAUGUCUGACUUAUCUUCUAAUAACACACCAAAAAGCCUUGAAAACAACCAGGCAAUUUGAACCCUGGAAAAAGUCAA
Messenger RNA from Cheilinus undulatus (humphead wrasse), 5293 nucleotides. Its product is annotated as laminin subunit alpha-3-like. The record is from RefSeq and is a predicted model, not a curated record. Lineage: Eukaryota; Metazoa; Chordata; Actinopteri; Labriformes; Labridae. The transcript has 36 exons. The coding region runs from base 83 to 4714 and encodes 1543 amino acids. Gene Ontology annotation, biological process: cell adhesion.